This is a messenger RNA of Colletotrichum higginsianum IMI 349063, 681 nucleotides long. RefSeq lists its product as uncharacterized. The transcript is spliced from 2 exons. The record is from RefSeq and is a predicted model, not a curated record. Gene Ontology annotation, cellular component: cytoplasm. Gene Ontology annotation, biological process: N-acetylglucosamine metabolic process. Bases 1 to 681 code for a protein of 226 amino acids. Lineage: Eukaryota; Fungi; Ascomycota; Sordariomycetes; Glomerellales; Glomerellaceae.
AUGGGAAGCCUCGGCGAGACGUCGGCGCUGCCGUACUGGCAGGUCAACGUCCCUCCUGAGAGCCGCACGGACGAGUGCCCGGAGGGGCUUCGCAACCUCUCGGCCAAGGAUGUGGGGAUCCUGCGCACUCCGGACGGCGCGUACCGUCCACAGACGUGGGACGAGGUCCGCCGGCUUGUGGCGACGAACCGCCUCGACCUGUUCCAGCGCGUGCCGUCGGAGCUCAGGCGGUACCGGCUUUUCAUUCACCACCUGAUCAAGGAGCACGGGAGCGUCAUGAACUUCGUCUUGGGACACCGGCUUGGGUGGCAGGAGCCGCUCGUGGCCCGCGGGAAGCCGUUUGAGACGGAGGCCGAUUGGAAGGUGUUGUACAACGACUGGCCAUAUGGGAUCGAUGAGCGGAUUGUUCACCUUGUGGUCUGGACCAAGUUCGAACUAGAGGAGGACGCAGCUACGGGAGACCUGACGGAGGGGGCGAGGGGGGAGAUUGAGGCCUUUGUGGACAAGACGUUCCGAGCGAGCACGGGGCCUGACACGGUCAUUUGGUUCAAGAACUGGCGGAGCCUCAAGUCCGUCCAUGCCGUCGAGCACUUCCACGUCAUGCUCUUCGACCCCGACCCCGAGUUCAUCCGGGAGGUUACCAACAGGGAUGUUCCGCAAUGUGACAAGUUUGAGGCAUAA